AUGGCUUCGCAACGGAUCUUGUUCACCGCGUCCCGGCUCCAGACAUUGACCUACUUGCUCGCCGUCUGCCCAUUCUCCAUCGCGUUUCUGGUGUUCAUCAAUUCAUCAAUUUCAUUUGUGGUAACUGACCUAAUUGGACUCCAUAAUGGCGAAGGCGAUGUGGUUGGGACCUUGGGCUUUGCCGAUGAGCUGCUCGCACUAGCAGCAUGCCCGAUAUGGGGUGUUCUGUCCGAUCGUAUCGGUGUCCGCCAUGUGUGCGUCGCUGGAUAUGCAAUCGUAGCUCUCGCGUUGGUUGUGUUUGUCCAGGCAAAGAACAUUUACCCACAGCUACUUCUAGGCAGGCUACUGUUUAGCGUCGGAGGCUCUGCGGUCUCGACAAUGGUUACUGCCGUCCUACCAGUCGUCACUGGUAGUACUAGCAGGACGCAGGAGUACCAGAGAUCGCUGUCUUCUGAUUCAACACUUACACCUGACCAGCCAACGAGCCUCGAUGUUACAAGACGACCGAAUGAAUCGAGGGCCGUCACAGGCUCGCCAUCUUCUCGACUGGCAGGUUUUGUGGGUACCUGCGCUGGAUGCGGUGCCCUCGUGUCUCUGGUCCUCUUUCUUCCUCUCCCAGAACGCUUUCAGAAAUCAGGUCUGUCUCCACCUGAGGCCAUACGAAGUAGCUACUACGCCGUCGCCGCUGUAGCCGUUUCAAUCAGCAUUUGUUGUCUUUUUGGCUUGAAGAACUUGUCCGGAGAAGAGGAAAAGGGAUGGAAAUCAUUUUUGUCGGCUUUCCGACAUCAAUCGCCCGAGGCUGGACAGCAGGGAUACCAAAACGAUACUCUCUCUCCACUAUCUUACUGGAGACAACUGAGCACUGCAGUUGCUUUAGGCUUUCAAGACCAAGAAAUACUCCUGGGUUAUGUCGGCGGCUUCGUCGCACGGGCUUCGUCAGUGGGGAUAUCGCUCUUCAUUCCCCUCUUUGUCAAUCACUAUUACCGAGCGGCAGGUCUUUGCAAUAGCCGUCCUUCCAAGGAGAUCUCCGCAUCUGACAUGGGCGACAUCAAGAAGUCGUGCUCAGAGGCCUAUAUAUUGGCGUCGAUCUUGACCGGAGUUUCGCAGCUAGUCGCAUUGAUGGCUGCUCCCGCAUUUGGCUUCCUAUCCGAGAAGUCACGGCGUUAUCAUUUGCCCCUUCUCUCUUCCGCGUUGUCAGGUAUUGUUGGUUACUUGGCAUUUGCAUUGAUGCCCAGUCCUCAAUUCAAAGGUGAUGACGGCAACGCGGGAGUGUUCGUCUUGAUGGCUUUGAUCGGUAUCAGCCAGAUUGGGGCUAUUGUUUGCAGCUUGGCUGUCUUGAGUAAUGGGAUUCUGAGAAUCAGUGCUGGAGAAAAGGUCCCCGGACAGGACUAUGAGCAGGAACGCGACCAACAGCCAGUCGACGAGGCGGACAGAGACCCCAAUGAGGUUCAGCCCUUGCUGGUAGGAUCUGGGGAACAAAAUGGUCAACAGCAAUAUUCUCAACUCAAAGGGUCGAUUGCUGGCGUGUAUUCACUUUACGGUGGAGCUGGUAUCCUUUUGCUCACCAAGCUUGGUGGGUAUCUCUUUGAUACUCUGGACUCGGGGUCUCCGUUCUAUCUCAUGGCUGCAUUCAACGCCGUCCUAUUCGUGGCGGGGAUAAUUUGUGGUUUGGUCAACAAGGCGAGGUCGACCCAAGGUCAAGUGGCUCCUUGA
Aspergillus chevalieri is the source of this 1713-nucleotide messenger RNA. Its product is annotated as putative MFS transporter. Bases 1 to 1713 code for a protein of 570 amino acids. The record is from RefSeq and is a predicted model, not a curated record. Gene Ontology annotation, molecular function: transmembrane transporter activity. The transcript has 2 exons. Gene Ontology annotation, biological process: transmembrane transport. Lineage: Eukaryota; Fungi; Ascomycota; Eurotiomycetes; Eurotiales; Aspergillaceae.